GAAGGCUAUGUUCUGUCCCCUUUAAUGAUUGGUCAGCAGAAACUCCUCCCCCCCCCCUGCUUGAUAAAAGUCACUUGUGUAAUUAUUAUUAGUUGUGACUUCGACCUCACACAGAACGGACGUUUUUCUUCAAUCUUUUUUUCUCUUUUGCUUACGUAUUCUUUAGUUAUUUUUUUUGUGGAUAUAAUACGGCAGUUUUAGUUUUCGAAGAUCAGCGAUAGUUUUUUUUACAUUCCUGUAACAGUUUUGUGGAUUAUUCAGGAACUUUUUAUAGACUUUAUUAUUUUUUGAAAUGAUGCAAGCUCCGCAAAUCGUACAAAAUGGAGGAAUGAUUUCUCAUAUGAACAACAUGAUGGGGCAUCAUAUGAAUGAGGCUAAUAAUCACAGUGUUCCAGUUCCAUCCGUAAAAAAGAAGCAACAAGAAAGGAUUCGUCGCCCGAUGAACGCUUUCAUGAUUUGGUCGCGAGUUCAGAGAAGACGAAUAGCUCGUGAGAAUCCUCAACUGCACAAUUCCGAAAUCAGCAAAAGACUAGGUGCGGAAUGGAAACAAAUGGAUGAAAACGAAAAGGGUCCAUUCAUCGACGAAGCCAAACGCUUACGCCAAGAGCACCUACGAUUGCAUCCCGAUUACAAGUAUCGUACCCGACAAGAACCUAAACCGGCAGCUACGACAUUAGAACCGGUGAUGCCUUAUGGAGUGCCUUACUAUCCAGCCUUUAACCAUAGAAGUUUAAAGGCACCUCAAGUGGGUGUGCACAUAGAUAAUAAUAGUGCAACUCUAGUUAAUGCAUCUUAUCCCACGCAUUUUCCUUACGCUGCAACCGGCUAUCCUGCCUCUUCUCCAGCAGCGCUGAAUUUUCAGCACAGUCAAGUACCUGGAUCAGCAGCUCUUUACCAUCGGAUGCAUUCCCAGCCAGUUAACCAGGGUAUUUUUAAUUCUGAUUUGUACAAUCGCAACGAAAAAUCCAAUGGGUCGUCUAGUGCUAGCAAUCAGCACUACCAGAAUAACUUACAUAUGCCCGCAGGACCCAUCCACACACCUCCAUCGAUUUCUUCUGGACUUAACCUGCCUUAUGCAACGAAAUCAGAGAUGCUUGCAGUUUCAAGCUCUUACAACAUGCCUUUGGGCUAUAGUUCUCAAACUUACAACAGUGUAAUGCUGACACCCCCUUCUUCAAUUUCACCAAAUCAGCACAUUAUUUCUCCAAGUCCCACCAUAAACCAAGAAAUAGAUCAAACAAACAGUAGUCCUAGUGUUCCACCUCAACAGGAUCCAUCAUCUAUGCCCAUAAGUUCUUUUGAUGUAGACCUCCAUUAUUUUGAGGGACUUAAUAUUGCAUAAAAAUUUUAUGUAUGUUAAACAUGUUCAUUAUUUUGAAAGAACACUUUAUAAUCAUAAAUUAACAAAUUUGAA
Parasteatoda tepidariorum (common house spider) is the source of this 1414-nucleotide messenger RNA. The record is from RefSeq and is a predicted model, not a curated record. Lineage: Eukaryota; Metazoa; Arthropoda; Arachnida; Araneae; Theridiidae.